UCUUGCUCAGAUGUUGGCGUCUCCUAUACCUAGGGAGUUCAUGCCCAUUCCAGCUCCCAGGUGCCGCACCCUACACCAGGAUGUGCUCGAGGCCUGUGCCCCGCGAGCCCCUGCACCGCGUAGCUGUGACUGGGGGCACUCAUGGCAAUGAGAUGUCCGGCAUCUGCCUGGUCAGGCACUGGCUGCAGGCCCCUGGGGAGCUGCAGAGACCCAGCUUCUCUGCCGUGCCUGUGCUGGCCAACCUGGCGGCCAUAGCUGCCUGCCGCCGCUAUGUGGGCUGCGACCUCAACCGCACCUUUAUCAGCACCUUCCUCACUGCUAAGGCCAGCCCGGAUGACCCAUACGAGGUGACAAGAGCCCGGGAGCUAAAUCAGCUGCUGGGGCCCAAAGCCUCCAGCCAGGCCUUUGACUUUGUCCUGGAUCUGCACAAUACCACAGCGAACGUGGGCACCUGCCUCAUCAUCGACACCAACCAAGAUGUCUUCGCCAUGCACCUGUGCCACCACCUGCAGCUGCAGAACCCUGAGCUGCCCUGCCGGGUCAUCCUGUACCAGCGGCCUGGGGAAGAGCGCUUCAGCCUGAGCUCGGUGACCAAGAACGGAAUAAGCCUGGAGCUGGGCCCCCAGCCUCAGGGCGUCCUGAGGGCUGACCUUUUCUCCCAGAUGAGGGCCCUGGUGGCUGCAGUUCUGGACUUCAUCGAACUCUUCAAUCAGGGUACAGCCUUUCCUGCCUUUGAGAUGAAAGCCUAUAGCAUUGUGGGCACCGUGGACUUCCCACGCACAAAGGAUGGGCACCUGGCAGGCACUGUGCAUCCUAGGCUGCAGGACCAAGACUUUGAGCUGCUGCAGCCUGGUGCUCCCAUCUUCCAGAUGUUCAGCGGUGAGGAUGUACUAUAUGAGGGAGAAUCUACCGUGUACCCCGUGUUCAUUAAUGAGGCUGCCUACUAUGAAAAGGGAAUUGCAUUCUUCCAGACUAAGAAGCUCACAUUCUCUGUGCCCGCUCUGCCUGCGCUGACCUCUGCCUGCACCCCAGGUCCCUGACUCAAUCCAUACUUGCCCAGCCUCAGCCUUUCCAUCUGAACAAUGGAAAGGGCAGGAAGGGAAGGGCAGAGAGAGGGAGGCAGAGAGGACAGCGCCCCUCUUCCCUGGGCCUAAUUUCUCCGGGUUCAGGUGCUCUGCCACCUACAAGUACUCCAGGCCCUCUGGAACUCCAGCUCUGUGCCUUCCUGAGGCACAGUUCCGAGCUUAGGCCCCCUUUUGCCACCUGCUGUGCACCAUGUUCUUUGCCCAGGCCUCUGAACCCCAGGCCUCAGUUUCCUGUUCUACAAAAUAUAGUCCAUGGUUGUGUCCUCUG
Messenger RNA from Otolemur garnettii (small-eared galago), 1353 nucleotides. RefSeq names its product aminoacylase 3 (gene ACY3). The coding region runs from base 81 to 1040 and encodes 319 amino acids. The record is from RefSeq and is a predicted model, not a curated record. Gene Ontology annotation, molecular function: hydrolase activity, acting on ester bonds; aminoacylase activity. The transcript is spliced from 6 exons. Lineage: Eukaryota; Metazoa; Chordata; Mammalia; Primates; Galagidae.